UGGUGGUUGUAGGGUAGUGAACAAAAAUAUUGUUAGAAGUUUUUCCAACAGAAGUAAACUACUACUCAAAUUUCCGCCGCAGUGAUAAUUUUAAAAUGACUUCAAGAAAACGAAGCGGCAGCGGUUCGAAGCGCCAAUUUAAAGAAAAAGUGGUUCAAAUAUACGAGACAAUUUUAAAGGGAGAAGAAAUACGUUCAAAUAACCCCUUGCCAUGGGAAGAAUUUUUCCUUUUGAAGCCGAAGUUGACGACUUUUGAAACCGAAAUUUUGAAGCUCUCCACAGAGCAAUUGCAAGCGGCGAAGCCAAACUUGAACGAAUUGUUUUCACAGUGUAUCGAAAUUCUUGCCGAUAACACAAGCAUUAGAGCUGCCUACGGUUUGCAAACCCUGUGUGGUUUCCUGCAUUCGAUAUUUAGAAAAUUCGGAGACGGACAAACGGAAAGCAAUAUACAGGCCAUUGAAUUUUUGUCUGGAUUUGACAAUUAUGUUAGUUAUUUACAAAAAUUGUUGGAUUUUUGUCAAGUAUUUUUGGAAGGCGAUUCCACCGAUGCCAUGAAAGGCCUGUGCCUAAAACUAAUAAUUAUCCUAACUAUAGGCUCAGACAAUCUAAAUCAAAAUACACUAAUAGAGUAUAUUAUAUUGUCCCCACUCUUUGAAUGCCUAGUAAAACUACUCUCAGAUGUGCCUACAAGACAAAAACAUGGUUACGAUGUUGUACUUAUUAUAACAUUGCUAGUAAACUAUAGAAAGUAUGAUGCUACCAACCCAUAUGUUGUGAAAUUGUCCAUAUUGGACGACGAGUUGACUUUAAAUGGAUACGGUCAAGUUAUUACAGCUUCUCUGACAGAAUUUUGUAAUAAUUAUAAUUUAGAACACACUGAAAAUCAGAAUUCAAGUUGGUUUUCAUCUUUAACUAAUAUGGUUGGUAGCAUGUUUAUUUCUGAAGAGGGUGGCUUCAGGAAUCAACAAAUUAGGGCCAAUAAUGCGUUGCUUCUUGCCUUUUAUGAAGCAGUACAUUUAAACAGAAACUUCAUAACCACCUUGGCUCAAACUCAAACGGACGCUAGUAGUCCUCCAUCGCCCAAUAAUACUUUACACAAUAAUGUGCAAGGUUUAUCAGACUUAUCAAAUAAUGGAUCAAUAACUUUUGAUGUGAAUUCACAGCCUUCGAAUUUGCUGGUAACAUUUUUCCAGUAUUGCUCAAUAGUUAUGCAAGAUACCAAAAGCGAACCCGGUACCAACACAGUGAAGCUAUGUUUCUUUAUUCUUGGAUGCAUAUCAGAAGACCAAUAUGCUAACUCCUUAAUGCACGAUGUUAGUUUGGCAUUUAAAGUCCGAUUGCAUAGGUUACCAAUGAGACAUAGAAAGCUGGCCAACGAUAAGACUACUUCUAGUCAGUCAUUGGUUUGUACCCUCUUGGAUUUGCUGGUAGAAUUUAUGCUGAGUCACAUGAUGAAGAAAUUUCCAAUGGAAUUGUACAUUUUAUGCAUCGGUAUAAUACAACGGAUACUUUGCUAUCAAAAGAAAUGUAGGAUUCGUGUAAAUUAUAUUUGGAAGGAAUUGUGGACUGCUUUGAUUUCAUUGUUACGUUUUAUUUUGCAAAAUGAAAAUUACUUGGGAAAGAAAAUGAAUAUUUUUGAAUUGUCCAUUAAAGUAGUGAAUAUUUUGAACUUUUUUAUCACUUACGGUGAUAACUUUUUGCCGACUCCUGGUAGUUACGAUGAACUUUAUUAUGAAAUUAUAAGGAUGCAUCAAGUGUUUGAUAAUGUUUACUCUAUGGCUCUCAGAUAUUCAAUGGGAGAAGGUGAUUUCAAAGAAGACGCAUUGAAGCUCAAUAAUGCCCUGUUUAAUGUACGAGCAAUAAUUAAGCAUUUUAACCCAAAAAUUGAACAGUGGCUAGCUACCAACAAUUUAUCUACCCCUACAGAGGAGCAAAUUUUAGAUAUUGUUAAAAAAAAUUACGAUAGUUUAACAUUGAAAUUGCAAGAUUUGUUGGACCAUUAUGAAAGGUAUACGGAAAAACCGCAUUACACAGGAUUCUUCACGGGAAUGGUAAAAAGUAUAUUAAACGACACGAGGAAUAAUUUUAGUUGUGCUCUAAUAAACAUUUCGAAUAUUGCCAGUGAAUAUCCCACUCUAUAACAAACAACAGACAUAUUGACCUGUUGAGGCUGAUUGGAUUUUGGACUGUUGGCAAUAUUAUGCAGGGAUUGACUGAAAUAAUUUUGUUGCAAGCUAUUUUUAAUUAUGAAAUUUCCUAUAUUGUCGUUAAAAGGCGACUUUAAACAUUUUAUUGACUAGAGUAAGAAACUAAGGACCAUAAAUGCCUAGCUACUCACAAAUUAUAUUUUGUUUUUCCUAAAGACUUGUGUAGUCUCUAAGAACUACUUUAACCCUUUCGCUCACUGGGUUUUUAUUCAGAUCUACUUGUGUAGGGCUUUCUUAGAUUAAAAUAAGUUCAAUUUUUUUUGGUUUAGUUUUACAAUCAAGAUUUUUACAAUUGAUGUAAAACAACUGAUUUUACAUAUUUUAUUAAAAAUCCAGUAUAUCACGAAUUUUGCAUGUUUAAUUUCUUGAUUUUGAUGUGUGCUAUAAUAAUAUGGCCCUAAAGUUUGUAAAGCCCUAUACUAGUAAACAGGAUAUACCAUUUAAAACGAAACAGGCUAAAUACAUAUAUGAUGUCACAUUUAUUUUAUUUUUUAAUCGCUCGUACACGUAAUUUGAUUUUCAAAGGAGGAGGUGUUUUGAAACCAUUUUCAGCACUUACACUUCAACCCUCCAAGGGAGGUUGAACCAACCCUUACCAUGCCAAAUGGAACAAGGGGUCGAGUAAAGCCUGUUUUAAAAGAGCUUUCAGUUUUCUUUCAAAUGAAAGAGAAUUGAACGCUCUUUCAAAAGAGGUAUCACUCGACCCCUUGUUCCAUUUGAAAUAUGUAGUAAGGGUUGGUCCCACCCCGCCUAGAGGGUUAAAAUGGAAGUGCUGAAAACGGUUGGAGAAAACUUCCAUAUUUGAAAAUCAAAUUAGUAUGUGUACGAGCGAUUUUUUUAAAAGUAAACAUGGCAUCAGAUAUUUAGCCUGUUUCCUUCUAAAUGGUACACCCUGUUUAAUGCAUUACCACAUGUGCAGUAGGAUGCCAGUGUGAAAUACAUAUUUUAUAUUUUUAUCAAUUUACAGAUUUUUCAAGUGAAAUCACAUAAGCGGAAGAGUUGAAAAAAUGAUGCCAUCAGCAAAUUAUUUCUAAUAUAUCAAAUCUUCAAAAGCAAGUCAACUAACUCAAUAUUUUAUGGCAACCAUUUUAGGUUUAUGAAAAUUACUUUUGCUUUUAUAUUCUUGUAGGUUACAGGUAGUCGACUUGUUGUAUUACACCAGGCAAUAAACCAUAUUUGUGAUAAUUUGCUUCCUAGCCUACCUUUCAAAGAAUACCAAGCAAAAUUGUAUUACUUUGUUGAAAAUGUAUUAUAUUUUUAUGUUAUAUAGGUUUAAGAUACCAGUUUUCGAUAUAAAUAAACUAUUUUUGUGUAUCAAAGCAAA
This is a messenger RNA of Ceutorhynchus assimilis (cabbage seed weevil), 3531 nucleotides long. NCBI's taxonomy places the organism in Eukaryota, Metazoa, Arthropoda, Insecta, Coleoptera, Curculionidae. The record is from the annotation of a GenBank genome assembly.